Chilo suppressalis (striped riceborer) is the source of this 4295-nucleotide messenger RNA. The record is from the annotation of a GenBank genome assembly. NCBI's taxonomy places the organism in Eukaryota, Metazoa, Arthropoda, Insecta, Lepidoptera, Crambidae.
UCGAAAUCGAUCAAAUGACUCAUCAGGUAUUGAGCCACAUUUAAAAUCGUAUAAAUCAUAGCACGAAAGUGUUCUCGAUGCAGAUCUAUUUUUUAAUGAGACAAGAAAAAUUUAAUUGGCUCUCAAAAAUGCGCAGGGAAAUUUGUAAAUCGAACAAUGGUAUUUUUACUUUUAAAUAAUCGAAGUUUUUAAUGUAAUUAUAAGUGGCCAGUGUCUUAUACAUAAAAACUUUUUUUCGCAAAACUUUCUGAGUGGCCUGGUUACAUCUUCCUGUUAAAUUGAUUUUUGGUAAUUAAUAGGUAAGUACUGGUAAGUACCUACUAUCUCAAAUUUAUACUAUGCUUUGAUGUACUUACAUUUUUUAUCUAAGGAAAAUAAAGCAGUUUAAUGCUUAAAAUAAAAAUAUUAUAAAUUAUCUCGUUACAUUUUGCUAGAAGUUGACUUAAUCCGGGUCCUUCGUUCUUCAAAAAGCUUUAAGUAUCUGUUUGACAGCAGUGGAAAUUUUGAUACCUACAUGUAAAAAUAUAAAAACAUAUAAAACUGUAACCCCCAUAUUAAUAACUAAGGAAUAAUCUUAGACUAGUUACGUCGUGUUUUGUUCAUAUCAUUCAAAAGUCAUUUGUAAUUCAAUGAAAAGAGACAAAUUAUGGAGUAACUAAUCCAAGUUCAUUCUUCAUAUAUAUUAAUAAGGGGGUGAAAUUUUAAUAUUAAACUUCAUUACUGUUUAAAAACAUUAUAAAGUAACUUUUUUAAUUAACACGAAACAUUGCGUGUGACCUCGUAACAAAAUAAUAAACUUUUUAAAUUAAUCUCCUCUUUUUAUUGAGUUUUAUUUAUGAAAUUUGUGUUACGGCCAGCUCUUCAACUUAGCUUUUUAUUAUACUGCAGGGUCGCGGUCUCGAAAAAGACAAAGGAUGCAGCUCGUUUAUGGAAACAGCGCUGGGGUUUCUACAGUCGGCUUCGGGAAAUACUAGAAGAAGAAGCCCAGAGAAGCGGGAUGAAUUUGGAGGAAUACCGCGAAGCCUUGCAAUCGGUGAGCUGCCAACCAGAGCCACAGGUGUACCCGGUGGAGGUCGAUCCGUCUCCGAAAACACUGCCUCGUACAUCUGCAGGUGUAGUGGGCCACAGGGCACGGUGCCCGCUAGAGCGAUACGGGCGGCUGGUAAAGACUGAUCGAGAUUAUCCCAUCAGGCCGCCGCCGCGCAAAACGCAGAUCUACGACCCCUUCAAGCAGACCAUGGUAUUCUUAGGGUAACUGGUCCAACUUUAAAGGACAUUGUUCAGCGUCCAUACAUAGUUAGCCUAAGAACCAACAAUCAUGAAAUAUUAUUUUCUAGGUGCAAAAUCGUAAGUAAAUGACUGUAAAAACAAAGAUUAUUGACGGACACUUCUGAGAACUUCAAUUAUUAGGAAAACUAACAUUUUUUUGAGGUUAUGUUUAAUAUUCAAUGAAACAUAGGUCAACCUAUGAAUUCAGUAUGAACUCAGUAUGAAGUGAAUUAAUAUUACAACUAAUUCAUUUUAUUCGGUGCGAUUUUAAAGAAUGACUAUUAUGAAAAACUUGGUUAGGUAGGAAUCAUGAAUAAAAUAAAAACUGUAGUUUUGCUUCUUAUUUAUUGACUAUUUUUCAUAUAAUUGUAUCAUAUUGUUUAUUGUAAUUAUUUGUAUAUCACAUGUAUAUUAUGUAAAUAUGCAGCGUGAAUGUGUAUCAGGUGUUCUUCAAUAAUUUGGCAGUAUGAUCCUCUCAGGAUAUUGUGGUUGUGGCACAGGUUCACUAGCACUUGGUAAUAAGGGCACUGCUCUUUGGUAACAUCGAUGGCAUAUUAGAUAGCCGAAAUAGUUAAAUUAAAGGAAAAACAAUCGCAAAUAAACACACACAACAGGUAAUCCGAAACGAGAAUGCACUUUCCGGUUUAAUAUACUACUCUUUGGAAUGCACGAAUGCCACAGAUUACUACAAAUGCAAACUGCAUGCACCACAACCACGGAAUAACUUCACUUGACAACAGUUUGUCCUUGUCAUGCUUAAUAAGGAAUGAAAAGGACAGACUGAUGUCAUGUUUUAAAAUAGCAAAUACGAAUAGCCAAGUGAAGUGCCGGCAUUAGAAAGAAAGAGUGUUUUGUUUGCAGCGCUGCCAUAGAUUAUACACAUAAAAUGGUAUUUAUUGUCUCAGAUUAUUUUUUAACUUUUUAAUUUAGCUUACUUAACUGGAAGUGUCCGUGACAAUCUAAAUACUGAUAAUUAUCGCAAAAAAUAUACUAAGAAUUAUCAUAAAUGCCAAAUUGGUGUUGAUUCUUAGGCCAAUUUUAACAUUGUCCUUUAGAGUACUUACCGACAAAGGAAUUUUAAAUAGGGGAGUGUGAUUUCGCAGUUCAUGAAACUAUUUAAUAAGUAUGUUUAAUAUGCGAUUUUUUAUUCCAAUGAGACUUAUAAAUGCCUGAACAAUAUUGAGUGUUAUAAAUCACGAAGGGGAGUAGGGGGCGAACAGUAAUUAACAUUUUAACCGGCCCAAAUGUCAACCUCACCUGCACGCGUCAUACUGACGGCGACAAUUCUGUCGUCGUAGUGCUUUCUGCUAGAUAACUGACGAGACUCUGACGACCGAGCACUGGCGGUAUAACCACACCCACGACCGAGCAACCGAUCGGAAGAGGCCUCAGCGACCUUGAGGCCCAAACAACCUGAAAAAUGUUAGUAGUGGUAAAUGUAGUAGUUUUAAACUACUACACUACAUUUCCCACUGAAAGUCGUCAUGAAGGUAAAAAAUACGAAAAAAAGGUGGCCCUACGAAAAGGUGGCCCAACGUUACGCUUAGCAGCCGGCAGCCGUUCUGUGUCCGGGGCAGACGGUGUGAAAUUGACUACCAGCUAUGAUGGUGUAGGAGACCAGGCAACAUAUGGAAAUCAAACUACAGGAAUCUCUUCUACAGUGAAGAUACGACAAAUCCAAAAGAUACGUGGAAUGUGCGCGGUCUGCUUCAACCUGACAAGCAUGACAUUCUAGAAAAAGAAAUAGAGCGAUGUGAUAUAAGCGUUUGUGGAUUAAGCGAGACCCAUGGGAAAGGUAAUGGCCACUUUAAAACUGAAUCGCACAUUGUCUACUUCUCUGGGAACAACGACAACAGCCGCAACGUCGUAGCCUUUGUCCUACCUAAUAAAACCAAUAACUGUGUAAUGGUAUAUGAAACUGUAAGCGAUUGCGUGCUGAUUAUUAGACUGAAAGCGAAGCCGCUCAAUUUGAACAUUAUACAGUUAUACGCACCAACUAGGGUAGUGGCACCAAAACAUAAAUGACCCCAAUAGAUGAAAGUUCGACCGAAAUUUAAAGAUAUUAAAAAAUCUGCCGCUUACUUUUAUGCUAUAUUUUUUUAUGUAAUAAUAUGGCAACACUUUUUCUGCUCGACUCCAUGAAAAUAUUGAUAUUACCGUCAACGACGCGCUCACGGUCGCGCGCUGCGCAAACUCUUCCCGCCAAUAAUCAGUUUUCUAUGGAAACCUACUUAAGGAGUGUAGACGGAGAUCCGAUAUCGUAUAAGCUGCCCCCGGCGCGUUCCGAGGUGACGGAGGAAAUGUGGGCGCGGCCGCACCAACUCGAAGUAAUGCCGCUCUGCAGAGACAAUCUAGAGAAGGCGUUGCAAUAAAAUAAAAAUCAUCCAUCAGUAAAUAAUAGGAUCUACAGGUUAAUUAUGUUAAAAAGAUCAUUAGUAUACGCGAAAAAAAACAAUGGACUGAUUACACUUCCUUGUAAUACACCUAAUUUAUUUGGUGCUAGUUCUGACCUAUAAAUAGAUGUGGUUCGAUUUACAUCCAGUUGAGUGAUUUUCAACACUUUGUGUUAUAUCCUGUUAUCCUAGUAGGAUUUCAUCCAUCUUAAAGGAGCGCCUAAUUCUCACGCGUUCUAAUUAGGAGAUCAAUCGAUCAUGAUCAGUAUGUUGUGUAGCUUUUCUUAUUCACAUUUUGUUAUAUCUCAUUAGCGUGUUAGUGAUAUUUUUUUAAACUACAUCAGUUCUUGCAUAUAUUGAUUUUAAGUUAGUCAACUUAAAUUUAUCAAAAAACAUAGUUAUCUGAAUUAUGCAUUACAUUUUCGAAAAUUUUAGAAAACAGUAUAAGUGUGACUGAUCUAUAAUUACUUACAUCACUUUUUUCGCCUUUGUUGUGCAGUGGUUUCACAAUAAAAACUCAUAAUAUUUCCGGAGCUCAUCUUUGCAUUGCUUUAUUACCGUAUUACAUAGUAUUGUAUGUACUUAAUUACCAAUAAAUUGAAACCGACGAAAAAACUGAAUGCAAAUUAAUAA